Ochotona princeps (American pika) is the source of this 2974-nucleotide messenger RNA. RefSeq names its product nuclear factor kappa B subunit 2 (gene NFKB2). Gene Ontology annotation, cellular component: cytoplasm. Gene Ontology annotation, molecular function: DNA-binding transcription factor activity, RNA polymerase II-specific; RNA polymerase II cis-regulatory region sequence-specific DNA binding; protein binding. Gene Ontology annotation, biological process: non-canonical NF-kappaB signal transduction; cellular response to stress; inflammatory response. The record is from RefSeq and is a predicted model, not a curated record. Lineage: Eukaryota; Metazoa; Chordata; Mammalia; Lagomorpha; Ochotonidae. The transcript has 23 exons. Bases 176 to 2854 code for a protein of 892 amino acids.
GGGCUUUCCCGACCGGGGGCCCUGGUGGCUUGGAGAGGCGCCGUGACCCGCCUGACCCUCUCCGGACCUGGAGAGCAGCCGGAACCGGAGCCGCCGUGACGGCGGGCGCCUGAAGCUCCGGGAAGCAGGCACCCGGCGGGAGGCGCCACCCUGACCCAGGCCUAGCCGCAGAGCCAUGGAGCAGAGCUACCACACCGGCCUGGAUGGCAUCAUCGAAUAUGAAGGGUUCAAAUUUGACCCCUCCAUUGGAGAACCCAAGGAACCAGCCCCGGAGACAGCUGAUGGUCCCUACCUGGUCAUUGUGGAGCAGCCAAAGCAGCGAGGAUUCCGAUUCCGCUAUGGCUGUGAAGGCCCCUCCCAUGGAGGGCUGCCCGGGGCCUCCAGUGAGAAGGGCCGGAAGACCUACCCCACUGUCAAGAUCUGUAACUACGAGGGACCCGCCAAGAUCGAGGUGGACCUGGUGACCCACAGUGACCCUCCCCGCGCGCAUGCCCACAGCCUGGUGGGGAAGCAAUGUUCGGAGCUGGGGGUCUGCGCUGUGUCUGUGGGGCCCAAGGACAUGACUGCCCAAUUCAACAACCUGGGUGUCCUGCAUGUGACCAAGAAGAACAUGAUGGAUAUCAUGAUACAGAAGCUGCAGAGGCAGCGGCUACGCUCCAGGCCGCAGGGCCUGACAGAGGCCGAGAGGCGGGAGCUGGAGCAGGAGGCCAAGGAGCUAAAGAAGGUGAUGGACCUGAGCAUCGUGCGGCUGCGCUUUUCUGCCUUCCUGCGGGCCAGUGAUGGCUCCUUCUCCUUGCCCCUGAAGCCUGUCAUCUCCCAACCCAUCCACGACAGCAAGUCACCUGGCGCAUCCAACCUGAAGAUCUCACGCAUGGACAAGACAGCAGGCUCUGUGCGGGGCGGAGACGAAGUCUACCUGCUCUGUGACAAGGUGCAGAAAGAUGACAUCGAGGUCCGCUUCUAUGAGGAUGAUGAGAAUGGGUGGCAGGCCUUUGGGGAUUUCUCUCCGACGGAUGUUCAUAAGCAGUAUGCCAUUGUGUUCCGGACACCCCCCUAUCACAAGAUGAAGAUUGAGCGGCCGGUGACUGUGUUCCUGCAGCUGAAGCGCAAGCGUGGAGGGGACGUCUCCGACUCCAAACAGUUCACCUACUACCCCCUGGUGGAAGACAAGGAGGAGGUGCAGCGCAAGAGGAGGAAGACCCUGCCGGCCUUUUCCCAGCCCUUUGGUGGCGGCUCACACAUGGGUGGAGGCUCUGGUGGCGCGGCUGGGGGCUACGGAGGAGCUGGAGGGGGAGGUGGCAGCCUCGGCUUUUUCCCCUCCUCCUUGGCCUACAGUCCCUACCAGUCGGGCGCAGCCCCAAUGGGCUGCUACCCUGGAGGCGGGGGCGGGACACAGAUGGCAGCCUCAGCACCCGGCACGAAUGCUGCUGAGCCCUUGGUGAAGCCGAGUGAACCACAGGCCCCCGAAAUGCUGCAACGAGCACGGGAGUACAAUGCACGCCUGUUCGGCCUAGCCCAACGCAGCGCCCGAGCCUUGCUGGACUACGGCAUCACAGCAGACGCACGCGCACUGCUGGUGGGACAGCUCCACCUGCUGACGGCACAGGACGAGAACGGAGACACGCCGCUGCACUUGGCCAUCAUCCACGGGCAGACCAGUGUCAUUGAGCAAAUAGCCCAUGUCAUCUACCAUGCCCAACACCUGGGGAUCGUCAACCUCACCAACCACCUACACCAGACUCCCUUGCACCUGGCGGUGAUCACUGGGCAGACGAGGGUGGUGAGAGUCUUGCUGCAGGUGGGUGCGGACCCGGCACUGCUGGAUCGGCACGGGGACUCAGCUGUGCACCUGGCACUGCGGGCAGGCGCCAGCGCCGCCGACCUCCUGCAUGCGCUACUGUGCAGUGGAGCUCCCGCCAUGGCCCAGCUGCUGCAUAUGCCUGACUUUGAGGGGUUGUACCCAGUCCACCUGGCAGUCCAUGCCCGAAGCCCUAAGUGCCUGGAUCUGCUGGUGGAGAGUGGGGCUGAAGUGGAGGCAGCAGAGCGGCAGGGGGGCCGCACGGCCCUGCACCUGGCCACAGAACUGGAAGAGCUGGGCUUGGUUACCCACCUGGUCACGAAGCUGCACGCCAAUGUGAAUGCUCGUACUUUUGCGGGGAACACGCCACUACACCUCGCAGCAGGACUGGGAUCCCCCACCCUCACCCGCCUCCUCCUAAAGGCUGGAGCGGACAUCUAUGCAGAAAACGAGGAGCCCCUAUUCCCAUUGCCCUCCCCUCCCACCUCGGGGAGUGACACUGAUUCUGAGGAGCCAGAGAGGGAUACCCACUAUAGCUUCCGGGGCCACACACCACUGGACCUCACGCGCAGCACCAAGGUGAAGACCCUGCUGCUCAAUGCUGCUCAGAGCAUGGCCGAGCCCCCCCGGAGCCCCCCGAGCCCUGCAGGGCCCGGGCUGUCCCUUGGGGACACGACACUGCAGAGCCUGGAGCAGCUGCUGGACAGUCCCGAGGCCCAGGGCAGCUGGGCAGAACUGGCCGAGCGGCUGGGGCUGCGCAGCCUGGUGGACACAUACAGGAAGACACCUUCCCCCAGCGGCAGCCUGCUUCGUAGCUACAAGCUUGCCGGUGGGGACUUAGCGGGUCUGCUGGAGGCCCUGUCCGCCAUGGGCCUGGAGGAAGGAGUGAGGCUGCUAAGGGGUCCUGAAACCCGGGACAAACUGCCCAGUACAGAGGUGAAGGAAGACAGCGCAUAUGGGAGCCAGUCGGUGGGGCAGGAGGCGGAGGAGUUGGGUCUGCCUCCGGAGCCCCCAGGAGGUCUCUGCCAUGGGCACCCCCAGCCACAAGUACAUUGACCUGCCCCCCUGCACGCCAGCCCCCUAGGCCCUCUGUACAGCUCCCCAUUCCAAGUCUUAUUUAACACCCCAAGCCUAUAUGCCUAAGUUAGGGCAAAUAAAGGAUUCUCGUAGGAAGGG